Messenger RNA from Phycomyces blakesleeanus NRRL 1555(-), 465 nucleotides. RefSeq names its product Homeodomain-like DNA binding domain-containing transcription factor. Bases 1 to 465 code for a protein of 154 amino acids. The transcript has a single exon. The record is from RefSeq and is a predicted model, not a curated record. Gene Ontology annotation, biological process: DNA integration; DNA transposition. Lineage: Eukaryota; Fungi; Mucoromycota; Mucoromycetes; Mucorales; Phycomycetaceae. Gene Ontology annotation, molecular function: DNA binding.
AUGUCUAGACAACAAAGCAGUAGACCUCACAAGCCAUUUGAAAGGCUUUCAGAAGUUGAAAAGGGAAUCUUAAUUGGACUUCAUAAAGAUGACAUGAAGAUUUUUGACAUUGCAAAGAAAAAGGGAAUAUCAAAAACUACUGUCACAUAUAUCAUAAAAAAAUACAACGAAACUGGAUCUGCUACUAAUAAGAAGCCAACAGAAAGACCUUCUAAAUUAACUGCUAGAGAUAAAAGACAUCUCUUCUUGGAUUUCAAAUGGGAUUGCCAUCAAAACUUGGUUGAGAUGGCAGACUUGAUUAAGAAAAAGGCUGAAAAAAAAGUCAGUAAAAAAACUAUCAACCAAAUGUUGCACAAGAUGAAUCUAGUCUACUGUGUAAUCAAAUCAAAGCCUCUUCUAACUAAAGAGUACAUUGCCAAACGUCGUGCUUGGUAUAGAAAAAUAAAAGAUUGGAAAAAACAGUAG